This is a messenger RNA of Nerophis ophidion (straightnose pipefish), 1077 nucleotides long. Its product is annotated as protein BCCIP homolog. NCBI's taxonomy places the organism in Eukaryota, Metazoa, Chordata, Actinopteri, Syngnathiformes, Syngnathidae. Gene Ontology annotation, cellular component: nucleus. The coding region runs from base 9 to 989 and encodes 326 amino acids. The record is from RefSeq and is a predicted model, not a curated record. The transcript has 6 exons.
UGGCGAGCAUGGCUUCGUCGGCUAAAAAGAGAGCGGUAGGUCUGGGAGUGGAAAAAGAACCGGAAAGUGAUAACGGCUCCGACGAGAGCCCGGGAGAAGAUGGAAAUUCCACGGGGGAGGAGAGCGAAGCGUCGGAAGUAGACAAUGAGGAGGUUACAGUGGAUUUCGAAGCUCACACAAUCGCACACAGCGACUUCAACGGCAUCAAAAAACUCCUGCAACAGCUCUUCCUGAAGGCUCACGUCAACAUCUCGGAGAUGACUGACAUCAUCAUCCAGCAGAGUCACGUGGGAAGUGUCGUCAAGCAAGCGGAGGUGCCAGAGGACAGCGACGACGAGGACCCAGAUGAAGUGUUUGGGUUCAUCACCAUGUUAAACCUCACAGAAAGAAAGGUAAUUGUCAAUGAGUCCAGCCUGUGGGCGACAACACUUGACUUCAUGGACGUGUGUAUUUGUUGUCAGGGUGUGCAGUGCGUAGAGGAGGUGAAGGAGCUGCUCUUAGAUCAGUGUGAGAAGAGCUCCGGCCACAGCGUCAUGGAGCAACUGGAGAAGACUCUGAACGACACCAGCAAGCCCGUGGGUCUUCUGCUCAGUGAGCGCUUUGUCAACGUACCGCCGCAGAUCGCUCUACCGCUGCACAAACAGCUCCAGGAGGAGAUCACAGACGCGGAGAGGACCAACAAGCCCAGUGGGAAGUAUCACUACUGUCUGAUGAUCAGUAAGACCUGCAAGGAGUCCACCAAGAGCAUUCCUGCCAGAGGGGGCGCUCCUAAAAACGAAUACAUGUUCAUCAACGCCGAGGAGGAGUUCUUCUAUGAGCAGGCCACCCUCAAGUUCCACUUCUCCGUCCAGGCAGACGCGGAUACGUGCUUGACCGGGAGGUGGUCCUUCGACGACGUCCCCAUGAAGCCUUUCAGGACGGUCAUGUUGAUCCCGGCAGACAGGAUGUCCUCCAUCAUGGACAAACUCAAAGAAUACUUGACCGUUUGAACGGCCAAAAGACAGACAUUCAAAUCCCCGCAAAAAUAUGACUGUGAAUUAUGAAUUUACAUCAUUAAAAAAAUCAUGUUUAACAGAA